CUGAAUAUAAUGGGCAAUGUUCAAUCCGAAGCCACCCAGGAAUCAGAAUCGGUCAAAGACAGGGUGGAGAAAACACACCCGGAUACGACCAAGUCAGAACGGGAGUCAAACCGAAGCAAACAUGAUUUGGCCAGCCGGCCCCCUGGUCCUCCGGUCCCUGAACACAAAGGGGUCAGCCAGACGCUGAGUGGCGAACCAGGGGGAGGGGACCGGCAGACCGGAACGGCAGAGAUGGGGAAGAACCAUUCCAAAAAAUCCAAGCUGAAGCUCUCCUCCAUGUGGACCCAGAACUCGGUCAGUGGGGGGAUGAAGGAGGCCAGCCUUUGCGACAAGGACCUUGGGACAGAGAAAUGGGGCUUGUCUUGUCUCAGCAGAGCUGACCUUCCCAGCGGACAGGGGCUCCCCGAGGACCCCAAAGGCCUGAAGAUGGCGCUCAGGCCCUCCCCGCCAGCAGCCCCGCACUCCGAACCCCAAGAUUUGAGUGCCAAGAAGGCUCUGACCAGAGGGAAGGCCAAGGCAGAGAAUGUCCACCUUGCCAAGAGCACGGGAGGAAUGCUACUUCAGCCUGCAAAAAUAACCGAAACGAGCCAAGGAGGAGAGCCACCUAAGGUGGAAACUCAGGCGUGUUGGACUCAGCACAUGAAAACGAGCAGUAAGGAAGGUGCAGAAAACGAGGAGCAGCUGCCAGAACCUCCGGCUUCAGCCAAGAAACCGGUAGGGGGAGCGACACACGGCCCAGAGCUGCUGAAGACAGGCGAGGACAACCUGGGAGGUCCAGGCUGCAGACCCCUCAACGAGAAGAAUAUCUUCAGGCCGGCACCUCCUGGCUCCAUCACUCCGUCAGGCUUGAAGAAGGUCCCGCUGUCGUGGGGGAUUGGCCAGAAGGAGAAGGAGCAGAACAGACAGCCGGACAGCGCCCCUGGGAGCGAAGGGGACUUCCGAGGGCCAGCUGGUGCUGCCCAACUGUCCACGGAUUGGGAAAACCCCUCCAACAGCCCCACGGAGAAGCUUCAGGCCCCCCCGGGAAGCCACACCAAGGCGGAGGCGAACACCGAAGCUGCAGGACCGGAGGCAGUCAAUUACGAAUCCAUAUACCAGGAAUUUUUGGACAAAGGGGUGAACCUCUUCUACAGAGUGACCAUCCAACCGGGACAGUGGCCACCCAGCAUCGUCAAACAGAAGCCCAGCGUCAUUUCCUCUGGCAUCUCUUACGCCGACGUCUUGAAGCAGUGCCCGCAGAAGAAGCCGCCUGCCAGCCCUGUGCCCAUCCUGCCGAAAGCUUUGCAGCACCUCAGCCCGGCGGGCAAGAAGCUGCCGUACUUCAAAGGGCCGGAGAGGAACAAUACGGACGAGUUCUCGCCCCUCCGCCAGCUGUUCUUGGAGCACAUCAAAAAAGUGACCCCCAAAGAAUCGGGACCGGCCACUCCCACCCAACAGGUGGUUACCUUCUUUGAGGAACUGUCCACCAGCAACCCCAAGCGGGCUGAAUGGCAGAGGCCCCGGCCCCCGACUCCAUACCCCCAGCGCCGUAAAAGCCAGGGUAGAAAGCUGCCCAAAUUUGGCACUGCCGUGUCCCAAGUGGUAGCCUUCCUGAGCAGCGACACCAAAUGCGAUUGGUUAGCGCACGACGAGAGCGAGAUGUUAUUAGACGAGGCGCCGGGGGGCGGAGAAGAAGCUGCGGCCAACUGCAUUGACCUGCCCAGCCCUGGGGGCAAAGGGGCAGAAGUUGGCACUACCUCCCAACCAGCGACGACCCUCUUGUUGGAGCAAACCAUGGGGCUGGAAGUCAACGGGAGUCCCAAGAGAUCUUGCAGGAAGUCCCAAGAUCUGGAAGAGGGGACCAAGGAAAGGUCCCCGGUUAAGGGCCUCUCGUCGAGCGCUGCCCAGUAUCCCAUCGCGCCACUGGUGGACGAUCCAUCCCCAGUGCAGUUCGUAACUCCGAGUCAACCUUCCUCCCAGGAGACCCUGGAGGUUUCUUCCAUCUAUCUCUGGGCCCCAGCGUGCGCUUUAUUGGAGCCCACGGCGGACCCAAAGGUGCCAGCCGCAACUCAAACCAGGCCCAAAGUCCGCAAGCAAAGCCUGGCGGUUCCCAAAUCGAAGGAGAAACUCAAACCUUCAGGGCAGCAGAAAGGGAAGCUGCUGAAGGGGAAAGGAGCAAAGCAAUGGCCCCGCACCUUCGGAAUGAACUCCCAGCUGCGGUUAGACGGCGUCCCUCCUUUUCCGCCAUUCGAAAAGGUCGCAAGACCGUUUUACUUCGGGGAGCCUUUGGACCGCUCUCUUCCUCUCGACAAGCCCGCCAGCCUCGAGCAAGAUGCCUCCUACACCCAGCCCAGUGCCGACCGAGAUCCCGAGGCCAACCGAUCUCGCGCCCACCAUUGGCCAGCCUUCCAGGUGGCCGAUUCGUGCCCUAGGAGAUGCUACUGCAGACAUCAGGACCAGAGGAAGCUACCCAAGAACGUUCUGGCUUGGCUCAACCCGUCUGCUAACCACCUGACGGAACCUCCCUGGGUCGCGACAGCCCUGCUGGCUGUCUCCUUGGUAGCUGGCACCAAGUUCUGCCUGGAUUCUUACAAACAGCAACACAUGGCCAACGAGGACUGAACCAUUCGCUCCAAGCUUCUUGCUCAAUAAAACUUGUACAACACCAGCGGGGGUUGCUCGUGCGUUUGCAGGG
Notechis scutatus (mainland tiger snake) is the source of this 2674-nucleotide messenger RNA. RefSeq names its product gametogenetin (gene GGN). NCBI's taxonomy places the organism in Eukaryota, Metazoa, Chordata, Lepidosauria, Squamata, Elapidae. Gene Ontology annotation, molecular function: ubiquitin protein ligase binding. Gene Ontology annotation, biological process: double-strand break repair; gamete generation. The record is from RefSeq and is a predicted model, not a curated record.